Trematomus bernacchii (emerald rockcod) is the source of this 853-nucleotide messenger RNA. RefSeq names its product prefoldin 5 (gene pfdn5). The transcript has 6 exons. Gene Ontology annotation, cellular component: prefoldin complex; cytoplasm. Bases 64 to 531 code for a protein of 155 amino acids. Gene Ontology annotation, biological process: protein folding; regulation of DNA-templated transcription. NCBI's taxonomy places the organism in Eukaryota, Metazoa, Chordata, Actinopteri, Perciformes, Nototheniidae. The record is from RefSeq and is a predicted model, not a curated record.
CCCGCCCACACCCUUAACCCGGAAACACAAUCACAAAGGGUCAUCUCGCAUCGCGCUAUCAACAUGGCGGUGAAUCUCACAGACCUCUCCCUGCCUCAAUUGGAGGGACUCAAAACCCAACUAGAUCAGGAGGUUGAGUUCUUGACUUCUUCAAUAGGUCAGCUCAAAGUUGUCCAGACGAAAUAUGUUGAAGCAAAAGACAGUAUGAACGUCAUGAACCAAAAAAAUAAAGGAAAAGAACUGCUCGUGCCACUCACCAGCUCUAUGUACGUCCCUGGAACAUUAAAUGAUGUGGAAAAUGUGCUAGUGGAUGUUGGAACAGGCUACUAUGUUGAAAAGAAUGUGGAAGACUCAAAACAAUUCUUCAAACGCAAGAUAGACUUCCUCACAAAGCAGAUAGAGAAAAUUCAGCCAGCGCUUCAGGAAAAACAUGGAAUGAAGCAAGCUGUGAUUGAAGUAAUGAACGUGAAGAUCCAGCAGCUACAACAGAACCAGCAGUCGGCACCGAUGAUUGGGCCCGCCAAAGCUUAAUGAGAACACCUGUUUGAACUCUACAUGUUUGGGAUGGAUUUUUAUGUUUCUGUGCAAAUUACUCGCAUCUGCUGUUGUAGGACAAGUAAAUACCCUCCUCUUAUCUGAAUAAAUCAGUUUGCAUGUCAUGUUAAAUACUGAAUAAUGAAGACGUUUUUGUUUCUACCUGAAAUAAGUGCACUAAACCUGUCACCAGUAGAGUAUUAGUAGGCUAUUGUCACAGUAAAGCAAUCAUGUGUACUUGGCUACAUUUUUUUAAUCAAUUAAAUUGGGUUUUCCUUUAGUUUGCAAAAAUUAAAGAGGUCACUGUGCAGUCAAGGAA